This is a messenger RNA of Musca vetustissima, 7449 nucleotides long. It is a transcript of the gene sev, whose product is annotated as protein sevenless. The record is from RefSeq and is a predicted model, not a curated record. The transcript is spliced from 12 exons. Gene Ontology annotation, molecular function: protein binding; ATP binding; transmembrane receptor protein tyrosine kinase activity. Lineage: Eukaryota; Metazoa; Arthropoda; Insecta; Diptera; Muscidae. Gene Ontology annotation, cellular component: signaling receptor complex; membrane. The coding region runs from base 10 to 7449 and encodes 2479 amino acids. Gene Ontology annotation, biological process: cell surface receptor protein tyrosine kinase signaling pathway; positive regulation of kinase activity; protein phosphorylation.
AGCACGGUAAUGCUAUUGGAUAAUGUAACCCGAACAUGUUUACACAACUGUAUUGAAGAGGAAACACAAUUUUUAAAUGAAUUUGGUGUGAAAUGUUCAGCGGGAGAUAAUCGCACGGAAUGUUAUCGAACAAGGUGUUUCAAAGGCUGUGAACUGUGGUGGAAUGCCUUAAAGGAAUUUGAGCCUUGCCAGGAAGCAUGUUCUUCUACGCAAUUCUAUCCCUUCGAUUUACCCUGCAUUUCCGCCUGCGAACAAUCACAGCGACACUACUGGCACUUGCAGCGUUUGCGGGUCGAACAUGUUGUGACGAGUGUUCAACCCCAGCUGUUGCAUGACACUGACGUUGUGAACGCAUUGACACUUAAAUGGCCCAUCGGCAUGGAUGAGUUGCCAGCACAAUAUUUCGCUAGCAGACCAUUUAAUAUACAAUACCAAUAUGUGAUGAAGCGAACGAAUUGGGCGCCAUCGCCAACAGAGCCAUCAAAUAGAAUGUCAGCAUUUGUAAAUGACACCGCAGGCAGCAAUACCAUCAUCAGAAGCAACAUCGAUGAGGGGGAACAGGAAGAUUCACACGGACAACAGGAUGUGGAUAUUGCAAAACAAUGGUGGAAUUUGGCCGAUUACAAUUGUAAUGAGAAUUUCGAAUGUGAUAUUAUGGAUGGUUUGGUGCCAUAUGUGGCAUAUAGGUUCCGUUUCGAAAUCCCCUUUGGUCAAAAUUUAGACGAUGUACUGUACACUCCAGCCUCAGACAUUUUUACCACUCCACCAAUGGGUGCACCAAUAUCACAGCCCAUAAUUAAACAAGCCCUGGCAUUAAGUAGCAGACACAUUGCGAUCUUUUGGGAGCCGGGGAAAUUUACAAAUGGCCCACUGAAAAAUUACAAACUGGAGCUAAUGGAAAACAAUGAAGCCGAGAAUGGUAUAAACGAUGAAAUGUUACUACCACCAAAUGCUUCGUAUAUUAUACUACCCAACUCGGAAAACGAUAAUUACAUAAUACGCUUAUCCAUGCUCAAUGAAGAAGGUGAAGGACCAUAUGCGGAAAAUGAAAUCAAGCGUAAUAUACCUACCAGUAAUAUACCUACCACGAAGCCGAAUAUUCAAACCUUACUUGUUGCGGGACGGCAGAAUAUUAUAUUGAAAUCUCUGGAUCCCUUGCAGGAAACGAAAACUUUAUUUAAAAGUGAUCAGCAGGUGGCAGAUUUUGAUGUAAAUCAUCAUACACGGCAAUUAUUUGUGGUGGAUAGUGAGGGUCAGAUGUUUAGUUUUUAUAUUGAAAAUCCCUUGAAUUACUCGAUGAUUGAUUUGAAGUUGGAAAGUGUGACUUUUGCGCCCAAUAAAGUGUCAGUGGAUUGGUUAAAUCUUCGUCUUUAUGUUGCCGGAAAGAUUUCCCCCGACACCUGGCAAAUAAUUGUUACCGAUUACCAAGGAUCUGUCCUGGAAACAUUGGCGGAAAAUUUAACAACUCCUCUUCAUAAAAUCCAAAUUGAUCCUCUUAACGGAUGGUUAUUUGCCACCAGCACAAAUGGACAAUUGAUCCGCAUAAAUUUGGCCACAAAACACCUCACAUUCAUACCCAGUCCCCUACCAAUUCAGACAUUUUCAAAUGAUUACGAACAUUUCCUGCUAAAUACCUUCGAUGAUGAAGAACGUUCGCUCUAUGAACUUAGCUAUGAUGGAAUAUAUCGCCAGAAAUUACCUGAACGUGUAACAUAUAAAUUCGAAGGAGAUAUAUCGGGAUUUUAUUAUUGGAAUAAUAAUUUCCUUGUGGCGACGAAUGCUACACAUUUCCUUAUGCAGGAUGAGGAUAAGAAGUUGGAUAUUAUUGCUUUGUCGGAUUUGAAGGAUAUCGUGAAAAUAAUUCCCUUAUUUGCUGGUCGAGAUGCUAAAAUAAUACAACCCAUACCGAGACCUUUGAAGAGUCCGGGCAAUUUACAAGCUGUGGUUUCAGAUACUAAGGCGAAAAUAAGUUGGUCCGAACCGGAAAUGGUAAUGCAGUUUCAAUCUAACGGCUGUUGGCAUAGCUGGGAAUACGAAUUGGAAAUUAUGGAUGUGGCAAGUAAUAGUGCCUUUAAUAUACGUGGCAUUCGAACGCGAUACUUCGAGGUGGAACGGCUGCAGGCAAACAAUUUAUAUAGAAUUAAGGUGAGGGCCAUGUUUUUGGCAGCGGGUGGUAGGAUGUCCAGCGAAUCAAGUGAAUGGUCUGAGGAGUUGAUGACACGCACCUGGCCAAUGGCUAACCAUCGUUUGUUAUGGGCUACCCAGCGGGGUUUGUAUGAGACCAACGAAUUGGCUGAAACUGUGGAACUGAAAGGCCUCAGAGAGGAAAAUAUACAAACUUUUGUACAGGUUAAUAGUUCCGUGUAUUAUGUAAAUUCCGACACGAGAGAAUUGAAAUGUUUUAAUCUAAUGCAUCCGGAAAUCCCAUGUGGCUUCAGGGCGGAGAAUGUCUACUGGUUGGAUUAUGAUUGGCGUGGUGGCAAGCUAUAUUGGUCCGAUGUGAAGAGAAAUUGUGUCCUCCGAGCCGGUUUGCAGGGAGAGAAAAAAGAGAUUUUGCCCAUUUUUGAGGCCAGACAAAUUAAAGUGGACUCACGGAAGGGUUAUUUGUUUUACAAUACCGAUUCACGUUUGGUGAGGCGUUACCUAAAUGGAGCUCUCGAAGCGGAGGAAUUGGAAUAUUAUCAUGUUAAUGGCAAUGGUGAGCGUAUUAUGGGCUUCACCCAUGAUUUUAUGGCGGAUGAGCUAUAUUGGCUGGUUCAGCACCAAGAAGAGGCGGUGAAGCUAUUUCGAUCCAAUGUAGAGCUAUUGAAAAUUGAGGAAUAUCUGGAAUUAUCCGCCGAAGUGAAUGUAAGGGAGCAAAGUUUACAGUAUCUGAAAGAAAUAGAGGGCUUCCUUUGGCUCCGUGGGGAACGGGGAAAUGUGGCCAUGGUGUUGCGCAAAGAAUAUCCCAAACAAUUGUCGGAAAUCCAUUUACCCCUGGCCUCGGAACACAAUGAUAGAGUUAAUUUCCUCAACUUGCGUUAUGAUUUUAUGGGUUAUAUGGACCAGCUGGUGAUUCCCGAAGCUGUGGAGCGUGAGGGUAUACGCAUAACUGAAGGUUUCUGGGAUGAUUUCAAUAUUAAAUGGCCGGCUGUGGGAAGUGCGGAAAAUUUACCAAUCGUCUAUCGGGUUCUAUUGACCUCAGUGGCAGAGGAGGAUUCCGCACAGGAGGAUAUUUUGAGUUUUGAGGUAUCCCAACCUAUGCUGAGAAUCACCGAAAUGAAAAUAUCUUCUCACAUGAUAAAUGUUAGCAUAACCCCGGAAUCGUGGUGGUCCAAAGGUCCCACAACAUGGUCUUUGCUAAGAACUCCCUCGGCUGAUCCCAAGCAACCGAAAAAUUUACGAGUAUUUGUGGAGGCAGUACCCCAACCUCUGUCGGAGGAGGAGGAUGAGAUGAAUAUUACAGCGUUGGUACGCUGGGACUCCCCGGAUAAUAUCAGCUCGGAAAAGGAGGCAUUCUAUAAGGUCUAUUGUUGGCACAAGGAUCAGCUGUAUCAGGUCAAGGAUGUUGAAGAUAUGGGUCUGGCGACGCAUGAAAUGCGUUUCUAUAAUUUACAAAGGGAUGAGACCUAUAUGUUCCAGGUACAGGCAUUUUCUCUGGCACGUUCUAAGGGCGGUGAGAAAUCCGCCCUGGUAAGCUAUCACAUAAAUCCGCAAGCCCAAUCGAGGCCGAAGUUGUUAUUCAGCACGGCGGAAUAUAUUGGCGAAUUGGAUAUGGAUUUGAAUACCACAAAAAUAUGGCUGCACACCUCCAGCGAAGUGGAACAUAUGGUGGUGAUGCCCGGAGAAGCACGUCUAAUAUGGGUUAAUGAAAAUGUGGAGCUAAUGACCUAUCAACCGGGUACCCCGGCCCUUAAAUUGGCUCGCAUGCGGGCUGAAGUUUUAUCUCUGGCCGUCGAUUGGAUUCAACGCAAAGUUUAUUGGGCUGAGCUGUCGGGAGAUAUAGAGAAUCCGGUGGAUAUUUACACGCUGGAUCUGAAUCUCUACGAGGGUAAAAUAAUGCAGGGUCAACAUUUAUUUUCUCUCAGCAAUGGUCGGCUUUUACGUGAUCUUUUGGUCUUGCCCUAUUCGCAAUUGUUGUUGUGGUUGGAAUAUGAUCCGGAAACGGAGGGUGGUGGUGGGAUUUUACAGUCCCGCGACCUGGGAAAUUUAAUGGAGAUGAAAUGGAGAAAUCUCCCCCCUACGCCGCUGGAGAAAAUCUUCGAAGAUUCAGGUCUAAGGGAUAUGGAAUCGGUAAAUCUGUUGGGCGCCAAUGGCAAAUUAUAUUCAUACGAGGUGGAAAGGCAAAUUUUGACCCAGAUGAAAAUUCCGCUUACGAACGUGGCUGAGAUUCGGGAUUUUGAAAGGGAUACGGAAUUUAUUUAUAUGCUAUAUAAUCGUACGAUAAAGGCUUAUAGUCGGAGGAAGCAUUCGGUGGACUAUGCGGUUGCAUUGCGAGAGGUGAAAGUCAUCAAGGCCUUUAAUUAUCAAAGUUAUCCGAGGAAGGAGUGUUUGCUGCCAGCCAGGUGGCCUCAGGAGGAAGAGGAGGGAGAGCAGGAUCAGGAGGAGGGUGAGGGGAAAGAAGAAGCCGAAGGAAAGAAGAAAGGGGCCGAACAAAGUAAUUUCCUGAAGAACUUACUUGUCCAAGAAACCGGUCAACGAUAUAUCCACCUCCAACUGCCUCAGCACAAUUUCCUUGGCCCCUGCUCCCUACCCAUACCUGGCUUGAGGUACCAACUCACCGUGGAGGACAAUAAAUCCUACACAGAGACCUUUGAUUUAAUUGGUAAUUUCAGCCAACUAAAUAUUACCAAUCUGAGGCCCUACACCAAUUACACCCUGCAACUAAAGGCCAGCUCCUAUUAUCAACAAAAAUUGCUGCUAAAUGAGACCCACUAUCCUGCAUUUAAGGUCCUCACAAAUCCCGGUACUCCCACACAGCCAAGGAAUUUCUCAGUCAUUGUUAUCAGUCCCAGCGAAGUCUAUGUCAGUUGGCAGGAACCCCAAGAACUAAAUGCUCCCCAGGUCGAGUAUGCCCUAAGCUUUGAGGAAGAGGGUGCUUCGCGUGGCUAUCGCAUCGAUUUGCAGGAACGAGAAUAUAUUCUUCGGAAUCUGAAGCCUCUACGGAAAUAUUCCCUAUGGGUUUCGGUGCAUGCUGACGGCGGGGUCGAAACGAACAGUACCGAAAAAUUGACCAUCAAUACCUAUGCCGAACCACAACCAUUACUUCUGCUCGAUGCCCAGCCGCGCAAUUUGACUCUCUAUUGGAAUUCCAGUAGUAUCGCUUACCGUUCAGUUAUUUUGGAAUGUCUACCGCACAGUCAGGACCCCGACGAGACCGCAUUUAGUGUGGACAUCACCCACCUCAGCGGCAAUGUGACCAUUACCAAUUUGGAACCCAAAACGAAAUAUGAAUUCUAUUUUAAAUUAACAUAUCCCCAGGCCGAGCAGGCCUAUAUUUGGCCCACCGAACCCAGCACACAUUUUAUCUAUGAAACUUUGGGCACAGUACCUGGCCGCCCGGGACGUCCAAUGUUGGAGCACAUAAGUGGUGAGAUCUUUAAAAUCCAAUGGGAUGCGGCAGAGCGGCAUGGUGCCGCUUCUCUUCAAUACAGCCUUGAAGGCUUGCAGGCCCGCACUGUAAAACGUAGCCGACGUGAGGCAGUAGCUUCCUACCUCAACUAUACCUCCAGCAUUAGUGUAAUUUCCCAAUUACCCUGGGCUGAGGAGCUACAACCCAUCGAAGACAAAUGGAUUGUGGUCUGCAAUACCACAGAGCUAAGUUGCAUCGUCCGGCAGCUGCACACCCUGCGACUGCUUAUGUUUAGGGUAAGGGCCCACAGCCACGAGUACGGUUGGGGUGCCUACAGUGAGGACAGUGAACGUGUUCUCGAACCAUAUGUGUCACCGCAAAAGCGUAAUUCCUUGGUAUUGGCCAUAAUGGCACCGGUGGUGAUUGUGGCCACUUGUGUCAUCAUUCUGUUUGUGAUACGCAAAGUACACAAACGCCGCCUGAAAGCCAAACAACUAUUGGCCAAAAGCCGACCCAGCAUAUGGAGCAAUGUGUCGAGCAUGCAACAGCAGUUCGAUCGGAAUCGUGCCUUCUCCAUGACCAGCAAUGCCACCAUGUACACAGGCGGGCCAUUGAGUGAUGCUGACAUUGCCCUGCUGCCGCAUGUUAAUUGGAGUCAAAUUUCAUUGUUGAAUUUUUUGGGUAGUGGUGCCUUUGGUGAAGUCUAUGAGGGGUUGCUGAAGCACGAGGAUAAUGAGACGCCCGAAAAGGUGGCCAUUAAGACCCUUCGCAAAGGAGCCAGUGAAUUUGCCGAAUUGCUGCAGGAAGCCCAGCUGAUGAGCAAUUUCAAACAUGAAAAUAUUGUUCGUUUGAUUGGGGUUUGCUGUGAUACCGAAUCGAUAUCGAUCAUAAUGGAGCAUAUGGAGGGUGGAGACUUGCUUAGCUAUCUGCGGGAAUCGAGACCAAAUUCAACGAAACCCGUUGCCUCUCUGCAGCUGCUGGAUCUCAUGACCAUGUGCAUUGAUGUGGCCACCGGUAUGGCCUAUUUAGAGGAUAUGCAUUUUGUCCAUCGUGAUUUGGCAUGUCGCAAUUGUUUGGUUUCAUCGCGAGUGCCCAGUAAACGUGUGGUUAAGAUUGGAGAUUUCGGUCUGGCCCGUGAUAUUUAUAAAAGUGAUUAUUAUCGCAAAGAGGGUGAAGCCUUGGUUCCGGUACGAUGGAUGGCACCGGAAAGUUUAGUGGAUGGAGUAUUUACCACACAAUCCGAUGUCUGGGCAUUUGGGGUGUUGUGUUGGGAAAUUUUAACCCUGGGCCAGCAACCCUAUGCUGUACGUAAUAAUUUCGAGGUAUUGACAUUUGUCAAGGAGGGUGGAAGGUUGGAGCAGCCGGAUAAUUGUCCAGAUAAAUUAUUCACGCUAAUGUCCGAAUGCUGGUCCACCGAUCCGGAGGACCGUCCAUCAUUUCGUAAAAUCUUCAAUACUCUGCUGUCGAUUAAAACCGAUGUUCGGCGUGUCAGUUUGGGUUAUAACAUCGAUGACAGCGACUAUGCCAUGUAUGCCAAUCAGCAUGGCAUUGUUUUCAGUAGCUUUUUGGGUACGCCCCUGAACAAAGUCAGCGAGGAGCAGGAGGGCCAGUUGGACAUGGACGAGGAAGAAGAAGAGGAAGAAACUUCCGCAUCCACAUAUGAAUGUAAACAAAAUCUUAAAAAUGAAGAAGAGAUCAAAUUAAAUGGCCAUGGACGUUAUGUCGUAGAACCUCCAGAAAAACUCGAUAUGAAAGUGCGUUUUGAAAAUAAUUUAAAUUCGAAAAAUAACAACGACUGUGAUUCACUGAACGAUGAGACGCAUUUAAUUGAUGCGAAACUGUAUCGUAUGCAAGAAAAUCCCGAUUAUUAUAUCAAUGAAGGUGUAUCGAGAUUAUAA